AUGUCGUUCGAGACCACCGGCACCAUCAACAGCUUUGGCGGCAAGCUGCUGAAGCUUGCACACAAGGUACGCUUCCACAGAGGCAUGUCGGACAGCAACAGAAUUUGCGCUGAUAAGAGUCGCGAUAGUCCAAAGUAUGCAACUGCGACAUGAAGCUGAAUCUCUACCUGCCUCCGCAAGCAAGCUCGAAGCCCGUUCCUGUCCUCUUCUACCUCGCAGGCCUCACUUGCACAGGCGACAAUGGAGCCGAGAAGGGAUUCUUUCAGCACAAGGCGUCAGAGAAGGGCAUUGCCGUCGUCUACCCAGACACAAGUCCACGAGGCCUCGACAUCCCCGGCGAAGAUGACAGCUACGACUUUGGCAGUGCGGCCGGGUUCUACAUCGACGCAACCAAGGACCCAUGGACGAAGGGCUACAACAUGUACAGCUACAUCACACAAGAACUUCCCGAGGCUCUCUUUGCCCACUUCAAAGAGCUGGACGGCAAGAGAGUGUCCAUCACCGGACACAGCAUGGGAGGCCACGGUGCCUUGACGCUCUACCUCAAGAACCCGGGGAAAUACCGAUCCGUUUCUGCUUUUGCACCCAUCUCGAAUCCUUCCAAGUGUCCGUGGGGCGAGAAGGCAUUCGGUGGGUACAUUGGCGACGACAAAUCGAAGUGGGCAGAGUAUGAUGCCACGGAACUUCUUCCCAAGUUUCCAAACGACACCGACAUCCUCAUUGAUGUCGGAACGGGGGACAACUUCUACAAGCAAGGCCAGUUGCUGCCGGAGAACUUGGAAGCGGCUGCGAAGAAGGCGGGCAAGAAGGUCAAUGUGCGUUAUCAGGACGGCUACGAUCACAGCUACUUCUUCAUCAGCACCUUCUCGGACGACCAUGUGGAGCACGCGGCCAAGUAUCUGCUCGCAUAG
Molecule: messenger RNA, 911 nt
Organism: Lecanosticta acicola
Lineage: Eukaryota; Fungi; Ascomycota; Dothideomycetes; Mycosphaerellales; Mycosphaerellaceae
Source: the annotation of a GenBank genome assembly